AUGUGCAUCCAGUGGAUCGCCUCGGCCAACUGCGUCGCUGCACUAAACGGCAGCCCGCAGUACGGAUGCAAAGGCGCACACGUGGUCGUUGUGCGCCGCAAGGUAUGUGACAAGGCAACCGAGCGCUGCAUGUGCUUCUUCGGCUCUUGUGACGAGAUCCUCACCCUUUUUCAAGAAGACCAGGACACCGUCGAAGCCCCUUGCGAGAUGUGCGGCAUUGGCGAGGACCCGGCGCACAUGCUGCUACUCCGGAUCUUUGACAAGGAAUUCGCCAAAGAGUGGAUUGCCGCUUUUGGAGAGGCUCACUGGCAGAGGUGCACCGAGGGCAAAUGGCUAGGGCGUUACGGAAAAGAGGAUUCGGAAGAUGAAAACCCAAGCGGCGACGACUCAGGAGCGUGA
This is a messenger RNA of Colletotrichum truncatum, 399 nucleotides long. RefSeq lists its product as uncharacterized. The record is from RefSeq and is a predicted model, not a curated record. NCBI's taxonomy places the organism in Eukaryota, Fungi, Ascomycota, Sordariomycetes, Glomerellales, Glomerellaceae.